CGGUGCAGGAGUGGCCAAAGCCUAAAGCAGCGAUUCAGAUCAGAUUUCACCUAAACCAGCUGGGAGAGAGACCGAGAGAAAGCGAGAGAGAGGGUUUGUCAGUCUCCCUCCUCCCAAAUCCAGAAAAGCUUACCAAGGAAAAAGGAGGAGUGGGCUGGGAGAGAGACACCGAGGAAUCCAGAGGAAUUUCUGAGGAUAUUUUCUCUUCUUUCUUUUUUCCUCUCUUCCCCUCUUUGAUAUUAAAAUUUUAAAAGUUGGAGUGGAGGCAGCAGGGACCGUGGUCAAGGAUGGAUGAGCAGCCUCGGCUGAUGCACUCCCACGGGGUAGGCAUGGCCGGACACCCCGGCCUGGCGCAGCAUAUGCAGGAUGGCACGGCAGGGACGGACGGAGAGGGAAGAAAGCAGGACAUCGGAGACAUAUUACAGCAAAUAAUGACCAUCACAGACCAAAGCUUAGACGAAGCACAGGCGAGAAAACAUGCACUCAACUGCCACAGAAUGAAACCGGCUCUCUUCAACGUCUUAUGUGAAAUAAAGGAGAAAACAGUGCUCAGUAUUCGAGGUGCCCAGGAGGAGGAGCCUCCAGACCCCCAGCUGAUGAGACUGGACAACAUGCUGCUGGCGGAGGGCGUGGCCGGACCGGAGAAAGGCGGCGGGUCGGCAGCUGCGGCCGCCGCAGCGGCAGCCACCGGCGGCAUUGGCGCCGACAACUCAGCAGAGCACUCUGACUAUCGGGCCAAGCUGUCUCAGAUCCGGCAAAUUUACCACACGGAGCUGGAGAAGUACGAGCAGGCGUGCAAUGAGUUCACCACCCAUGUGAUGAACCUGCUGAGGGAGCAGUCUCGAACACGACCCAUCUCGCCCAAAGAGAUCGAGCGCAUGGUCAGCAUCAUCCACCGCAAGUUCAGCUCCAUUCAGAUGCAGCUGAAGCAGAGCACCUGUGAAGCUGUUAUGAUCCUGCGCUCACGCUUUCUUGAUGCCAGGCGAAAAAGGAGGAACUUCAACAAACAGGCGACAGAGAUCCUAAACGAGUAUUUUUACUCCCAUCUCAGUAACCCCUAUCCCAGCGAGGAGGCCAAAGAAGAACUGGCCAAAAAAUGUGGCAUCACAGUGUCACAGGUAUCAAACUGGUUCGGGAACAAGAGGAUCCGAUACAAGAAAAACAUCAGCAAGUUCCAAGAAGAGGCCAACAUGUAUGCAGCGAGGACUGCAGUCAAUGCAACCAGCGUGUCCGCUCACGGCAGCCAGGCCAACUCCCCAUCUACUCCCAAUUCAGCAGGUUCUGCUGGCUCUUUUAACAUGUCAAACUCCGGAGACUUGUUCAUGAGUGUGCAGUCCCUCAAUGGGGACUCGUACCAAGGGGGGCAGGUUGGGGCCAACAUACAAUCCCAGGUGGAUACCCUUCGCCAUGUUAUCAGCCAGACCGGAGGAUACAGUGACAGCCUCGCAGCCAGCCAGAUGUACAGUCCACAGGGCAUCAACACAAACGGUGGCUGGCAAGAUGCUCCGACUCCUUCGUCAGUGACAUCGCCCACAGAAGGACCCGGAAGCGUUCAUUCAGAUACUUCCAACUGAAUAUAUCCAUCUCUACACUCCAUCCACGAAAAACAAACAAAAAAUGUAAAAAACAUGAACUGACGUUGCUAUUCGCAGUAUUAAAAAAAAGAAGAAGAAAAAAAGGAAUUCACUGCCCCACCGUACGGCGAGGUACCACGAAAUCCUAACCAGAAAAAUUCAAUAAUAUUUCCUCUGCUUAUAACGAUGGACUUUUGGGAUACAAACAAAAAGUUUCACAAUAAAAAAUAUUUCAAAAAAUUAAACGAUAUUGCAAUCAAUGGAGAUGUUUGUACAGAUUUCACAUUAUAAUCGGAGGGCUGGGGUUCCUUAUUCACUCGUAAUGUUUUCGCUCAUUAUGACGAUAAGAUAAAGCAAAGAAAUAAAAUCAUUGGUUUUAACUGAAAAUACUUCAUUCUACCUCUCAGCCACUUAAAAAAAACAACAAAAAAAGUAGAAAAAUGUCAGUGACCAUUAUUUGUUUUGUAAAAAUGAAACUUUUGUCUUUGCGAGCAAGAGGCACAUCUUCUUACUUACAUUUUGUUGUCUCUCACCUAUUCUAUGGUACGCCAUUUAGACUUAAAUAUUGCUCAGUUGUUUACAAUGUGUGCUUGACAAAAAGUAUGUUCAUCUUCCCCUCGCUGUCUCCGACGAGUCAAAACCAAGUUCUGUCAGGAGAUUUUUACCUCUAAGGUAACCCUGUGAAGUAUGUUAUCUGUAAAACAAUAAAUAAAUACCUGUCAUCAAAUCAGACAAGCUUGACAUUAUUCAUUAAGAAUCAUUAACCUAGACGAUUUUACACAAUGUUGGUUUUGGUUCUGCAGAUACACGAAUGACAGAUUUAAUAGGAAAAGUAAGAAUUGUGUUUUUCUGAGUUCUUCUUUAUCGCAGCAGAUUCUGAUCAUGCCAAAACAAAACUGCUCAGUUUACUCGCCGUGUUUGGUUACUUUGUUACUAAUCCCGAUCCUUUCCGAGAGAAAGAUGAAAAGAAAUAUUACUUUCAUCGCAGACAAAAGUUUGUCAAAGACGCAUGUAACUCAGUUUGUUGCAAUCCACUUAAACAGGGAAGUCAUUAUGCUAAUAGAGUUUUACAUGCUCGCACAGUGGAUCUUUGCUCCUGAAGCUGCGGCGCAGGCCCACAGAUGCUCGUAGCAUGAAGCCAAUGAUCACCGUCACGACGGAAGGAGCAGGUGGAUGAACUGCGGCUCAGCUGAGGACAGUUUUUGACGUGUUACGCAUUUUUUGUUGAAUUGUGUCCUUGUUAGGAUGUUCAUUUGCAUAUAAAUCAGUGCAUUAUUCUGCUGGAAGUGCUUUAGUAACUCUAGAACUGACACCAAAACAAAUAUAGAUGUUCAAAGUCAUGCUUGCCUCCGUACCUAUCAGGCUGAUUCUUCUCAGUAUCAAAGUUUUACAAGGAAGCGUUAACGAUGAAGUACUUAAAGAAGGGACGAGUCAUUCUGUCAAAUAAUGUGUUUUCUGAGCAGUCUAACCUUGUUUAUAGACACUUUUUAUGUUGUGUGGCCUAUUUGUUUGUAUUUGUAUUUUUUUUAUGGUGUGCUUAAUGUAGGCUCCUAUUUUUUUUUGCUUUUUUGUUUGUUUGUUUUCCUAUUCUUGUGAAUUAGCUCAUGGGUUUUCAACAUGUGUUAAUGUGCACCACUGUGCUUGACUUGCUUUGUUGGAAAAGGGUUUUCAACACAUUAAAAUGAUAUGUAAU
Molecule: messenger RNA, 3267 nt
Organism: Pundamilia nyererei
Lineage: Eukaryota; Metazoa; Chordata; Actinopteri; Cichliformes; Cichlidae
Gene: pbx1a
Product: pre-B-cell leukemia homeobox 1a
Exons: 9
Coding region: 288-1574 (428 amino acids)
Biological process (GO): regulation of DNA-templated transcription
Cellular component (GO): nucleus
Molecular function (GO): DNA-binding transcription factor activity, RNA polymerase II-specific; DNA binding
Source: RefSeq, a predicted model, not a curated record